AUGACUGAUCUAACCUACACUAUACAACCAUUGGAAGACUUCCCUAGGUCUUGCAAAAAAUGCUGUACUCCUAUUCAAGAAGGACAUGCAUAUGAGCUUGGUGAUGACAGAUGGCAUAUUCAUUGUUUUAAAUGCUCUAAAUGUGAUUCGUCAUUAGGCUGCAAUUCGAACUUUUUGGUAUUGGGUAAUGGGAAUUUGAUUUGUUCCAACUGUUCGUACAAUUGUAAACAAUGCAAUAAAAAGAUUGAUGACUUAGCAAUCUUGACUGGGGAUCAGGCUUACUGCUCUAAUUGCUUCAAAUGUCGAUCGUGUAAGACAAAGAUCGAAGAUUUAAGGUACGCGAGAACAUCGAAAGGGUUAUUUUGUAUGAGCUGUCAUGAGAAACUCAUAGCAAAGAAGAAAAAGUAUGACGCCAAAAAGAGAAGACAAGCGCAACUUAAAGAUCAAGGUAGAGGAAGAGACUUAGAACCCCUGAAGUCGCCCAAAGGAUUUCCGAAUUUGCAUGGCGAUCUAACGAGGUCGAAUUCAAGCGUUUAUACUAUGAGUUCGAAGAACAAGGGUUUGCCUUCGGCUCCACUGGAAACCUCAAAUGCUUCAUUGUCUACUCAGGUAGAUCUGACGCCUCCGAAUGCGCCUGUGGAAACAUAUUCGAGAGACUCGUUUCAAUCAGCUAAGACAGAACAGUCGUUGGCCUCUUUAGGGACGUCGCAACUUUCAAAUACGUCAAAUGAAACAACGGCUGUGAAAACGAAACCUGUAGGUGACUUGACGAUUGAAGAAAUAAAUGAUAGUGACGAUGAGUUAAAUUUAAAGAGACAACGGAAAAUAUUGGAAACGGUGACUAACCCCACGAAGCAGGUACGAACACCUCCUUUAUCAACAGAACGCGUCUCCAAUAAUGAAAGUGAUCGUAUUCGUGAACGUAUUGCAGAUCAAGACAAUGGAAGUCUUUUUCUUGAUAUCAUAGACAUCCCCCCAUCUCCACCAAGAAAAGAUAAGUUGCAGUCUCCGGCAGACUUCGGCGAUAGUAAAGAUGAGGAAAUCAGCUAUACGGCAGACCGCUCGCCGGCUGAAAAAUUCAGAGGAAAGAAUCUUUUACUAUUAUCACCCAAUCAAUUUCACGAUAAUGGCUUUCAUCAUGCAUCGCACCGUAGAAAUGGUAGUGAUGCUCCAGGGACGUCAUCUUUGGCUGCCCCUGUUGAUGAUAGGAUAAGAUCCAACUGCUCCUCUCCGCUAGCUAGAGCCAAUCGCCAAGCAAGGGUUGUUGAGACUAAUGAUUUUAUGAUUGACAACCAAGAAAAUCUGGCUCCACCUCAAAUUACUCCUUCGUCAACUCCAAAAAGGAGCAUAAUAACUAAUGUCAUUUCAUCUCCGCCUCCCCGGGCCCCUUUGCCAUCAGUGCCGUCAGAACCAUCGACUCCAAAAAAGAUGUUUGAUUCCACACCGAAGUCAACGGACUCAAAAACGUUUAAAAAUGAUCAAGUCACACCUAGAGGAUUAGGUCUUGAGGGUGUGAACUAUGAUGAGAAGGAAAAUUAUGGAACAUCUGGCCAGCAUUUGUCUAGUCCAAGGAAUUUGAAAGCAUUCGGGAAUAAUACUCCUACAGUAACGAAUUUAGAAGAAAGCACGGAAGAGGCUCCGAUAAAAAGGAAGAAUACAUUGGGCAAAAAAAUUGGUAUAAAGCAUAAACGAUCCAUAUCGGGCGGCAAUGGUGGAAUAACAGGAAAGUUAGGGUUUUUCAAAUCUAAUUCAUCUAAAAAUGGUGAUAUGUCCAAUGUUAAAGGACACUCACGACACGUGUCUGAUAGCUCCGUUAGUGGAGGAUCAGCGUUUACAACACCGCCAUUACCAUUAACCACUCAACCUGCUCAUAGUGCUGUCUUCAAGGGAAGCUUUGCGUAUCGUGACCAUGUUAGAGCGAGCUCUGACACUCCCUUUUUGACUAGUCUAGAACAGCGUCAGGUAGCCUCUUCCGAAUUGGCUCUGGAUUCACAUGAUAGCCACAUGGGCAGGAUAGAGAUUUUAAAAAAUGAAAUUAGGAAUUUAGAGCUGGAAAAGCAAAAUCUCGGAAGUGAGCUAGAUCUGAUCCAUUUUCGAAUCACAGCUGAAUCUGAAACUCUCGAUUCUUUGCUAAAAAAGGUCGAAACACUCGAACUUAAGCAGAAGUCUUUGAUAGAAUCCAAUCACGUAUUAGUAGAACAGAACCAGCAAUUAGAGAAUGCUUUGAAGCAUCAUGUUUCAAGCAAUAUUUCCUAUGAUCAUUUGAAUGGUAGUGCAAACAGUCUAAGUAAUAACGAUACUGGCUCUGAGAGAACAACACCAGCAACCAAUUUAGCCCCCUUAUCAUCCUCCUUGUCCAAUAACAGGUCAAGUUCUUCAAGCUCACUUCCCCCUGUUUCCCACAAUAUUGACAACGUUAACGAUGAUGCAAAUGGAGAGACACAGAGGGCCACCAGGUUGAGAUUUUGGAGAAGACCUAAGCUCAGCUUCAAUUCACCAAGUAUAAACUCAAACACUUCACCUCAACUACAAUUUCCUCAGCAACAACAGCCAACAUACUCGAAUGGUACUAGUAGGUUAACUCAAACAUAUGGCCUGCGAGCUGCACAAGUCAGUCCUCAUAAACAGUCUAAUGGCAUACACCAAAAUGACAACUUGCAAGUAAUCGACAAGAAAGGAAUUGGCUCAUUUAUCACUAAAUCCAAAUCUUCGCACCUCUUAGACACAAUUUUAACCGGGAGUAAUAGCUCUUCCUCGGCUCAAUCGGGGAAUACAGAAGCUAAUGCUUUAACAUCUUUAUUCGAUAUCACAAUACAAGAGAGAGCUGACUACGAACAAGAGAGAAUACCUAUCAUAAUCACGAAAUGUAUUGCAGAGGUAGAACGGAGAGGAUUAGACAUGGAAGGUAUCUAUAGGAUUUCAGGAGGCAAUUCUGCAAUUGUGUCUAUUGAGACAGCGUUUGCAAGCCUACCGUCCAAGCCCACAAUUGAUGAUAAGCAAAUGCUCAGAUUGGAGGAGACUCUUAAUGGUGAUGUCAAUGCUAUCACUUCAGCUUUAAAGCGAUAUUUUAGGAAAUUACCAGAUCCAUUGAUUCCAUUCGCAUUAUAUGAUGACUACAUAAGAGCUGGUAGUACUCCACAGGUCGAUAAAAAAAUUGAAUUUCUUAAAAGUAGAGUUAUUGAUAAAUUACCUCCUGCAAACAAGCAUGCAUUGUACGUUCUUUGCAAGCACUUAGGCUUGAUAAAUCAAUAUUCUUACGCAAAUAGGAUGGGGUACAAGAAUCUUUCAGUUGUCUUUGCCCCUACUCUAUCAAGAGCAGAGGACGGGCAGCGUGAAAUAAAUGACACUGGUCCAAGGAAUGAUUCUACAGAGGUUUUAUUGCAAUAUUGGGAAAAGAUAUUUGAAGGUUAUAGUUAA
This is a messenger RNA of Priceomyces carsonii, 3417 nucleotides long. RefSeq names its product Rga2p (gene RGA2). NCBI's taxonomy places the organism in Eukaryota, Fungi, Ascomycota, Pichiomycetes, Serinales, Debaryomycetaceae. The transcript has a single exon. The record is from RefSeq and is a predicted model, not a curated record. Gene Ontology annotation, cellular component: cytoplasm. The coding region runs from base 1 to 3417 and encodes 1138 amino acids. Gene Ontology annotation, biological process: signal transduction; regulation of GTPase activity.